Molecule: messenger RNA, 1994 nt
Organism: Oncorhynchus mykiss (rainbow trout)
Lineage: Eukaryota; Metazoa; Chordata; Actinopteri; Salmoniformes; Salmonidae
Product: PDZ domain-containing protein GIPC1
Molecular function (GO): protein binding
Source: RefSeq, a predicted model, not a curated record
GCGUUCCCAGCAUAUUGAAACAGAGGCGCAGUUGUCUGACAGAGUUGAGAGAUACAGUAAGAUAGAUACAGUACGAUAGACACAACGAGGAAAACAUCGCGUCGCACGUUCGCCACCUACCUGUUGAAUAUCACCGCCGUUUAAUUUGCAAGUUUGGGGUUGGGUUGACGAGUCACUCACUGUCGAAGAACAAAGUCGAACCUGGAAAAAGGAGAGUCAGUCGAGGUUUUGUCGAGGUAAAUGCGGAAGGAAAGAGGAUUUGUGCAACUGGUAGCCACUCCAAUGUUCUAACCGGACCGACAGACCAAAGGAUUUAUCAACCGAUCAAACCGAUUUAUUGACGCCAAAAAACCACAAUGCCUUUAGGACUGAGGAGAAAGAAGAACAAGUCGAGAGAGAGCUCGAACCUGGUGGAGAAUGAGGAGGUCGGUGGACACGCAACUGGGAGCUCCGUGAAGUCGACCGUAAACGGAGCGGGGCUCCCACCGCCACCUGCCAACCUGCGGCCCAAACUAGUGUUCCACACUCAGCUCGCCCACGGCAGCCCCACGGGAAGGAUCGAGGGAUUUAGUAACGUCAAAGAACUCUACGGGAAAAUAGCUGAUACGUUCAAUUUAAGUCCACCAGAGAUCCUGUUCUGUACAUUGAACACCCAUAAGAUCGACAUGGAGAAGCUGCUUGGUGGUCAGAUCGGCCUGGAGGACUUUAUAUUUGCCCACAUUAAAGGGAUUAAGAAGGAGGUGGAGGUGUUUAAAUCAGAGGAGGCCCUGGGCCUCACCAUCACAGACAACGGGGCGGGAUACGCCUUCAUCAAGCGAAUCAAGGAGGGCAGUGUGGUGGACAAUGUGAAGGUGAUCUCUGUUGGAGACCACAUAGAGUGCAUCAACGGGAAGAACAUUGUGGGAACACGGCACUACGAGGUGGCUCGCAUGCUGAAGGAGCUGCCUAAGGAGCAGAAGUUCACCCUCAAACUGGUGGAGCCUAUGAAGGCCUUCGAGAUGCUGGAGCCGAGGUCGAAGGGAGCCAAGCCGGCCAGUGAGAAUAAGUUGGGGACAGGGAGAGGGACUCUGAGACUGCGCGCCAAAGGACCUGCUACCGUAGAGGAAGUGCCGACAGAGUUUGAGGAGAAAGCAGUGAAGAAGGUGGAUGACUUACUGGAGAGCUACAUGGGUAUCAGAGAUACAGAACUGGCGGCGACCAUGGUGGAGGUGGGUCGGGACAAGAAGAACCCUGAUGAGUUUGCCAUGGCUCUGGACGAAGCUCUCGGAGACUUUGCCUUCCCUGACGAGUUUGUGUUCGACGUCUGGGGCGCCAUUGGAGAUGCCAAACAGGGACGUCUUUAAUGUUUUAACUGAUUACCCAGGUCACCUAGCCCGGUCCAAGACAGCACAAACACAUCUGGGACCAGGCUACCAACCCCUGUUCCAGUGGACAAAUAUCAGCCAGUAGAGAAUGAGGGGUGGGAAUUACCAGGGACCUCACGCAUUGCGAUUCCAUAAUGUGAUUUUAUUCCAAUUUGAUGUUCCCGAACAUAUUGCUCACUAAAUGUCUGCUGCAGAAGGACAAGUGCUAGAGAAUGAGGAAAUUAGUUUUAAAUCAGUCAUGGAAAUAAGUGGUCACUAUGUUAAAAGAUGGAGAAGAAACUAUAGGAUGGAAAAUACCAGAAUUUUGGCGCAGGUACAUCCGACUAACGCUAGCUAACACUACCUUUGAAAAGGAAAAAUCGAUACUUAGAGUCAAAGUAUCUACAUAAUACGGUCCAAAAUAAUAUUGUGAUAUGUAACUAUCGAUUCUAUUCCCCUAUUGUUAUUAUUAUAUACACCCUCGAAGACAGAAUCACUUAUUGAUCAGUCAUGUCCCACUCAGUUCUCUGGGAUGCAUCCCAAAUGGGCACCCUAUUCCCUACAUAGUGCACUACUUGGCACCCUAUUCCCUACACAGUGCACUACUUGGCACCCUAUUCCCUACAUAGUGCACUACUUGGCACCCUAUUU